UCACCAUUGGAGCUACUGUUUUACUCUCUCUCAAGCUCACUCGCUCGCUCUCCCACUCUUCCAAUGGAGAAGCUCGUGGAAUUGUCAGAGCAAGAGGUCCGUAUAGACUUCACAUUGAAUUGCAAAUGCCGUGCUAACGUGCGCUUGAGGUCUCUAACCGCCACAACCCCCAUAGCCUUCAAGGUCCAAACCUCUUCACCCGAAAAGUUCAUGGUCAACCCUCCCACUGGACUCAUCUCUCCCUUAUCCUACGCUACCUUCCAAGUCAUCCUCAAACCCCAGAACCACUUCCCAACUACCUACCCUCGCUCACCUUCCGAUAACUUCCUCGUCAAAACCUCCCGAUUCUUUCCAGACUCGUCCGAUUCGACUCGCCCAUUUUCCAUCACCUCCUGGUUCUUAUCCAUCCCCAACUGCUCAACCGAGGAUUACAAACUCAAAGUCGUGUUCGUGGGUCCCAUGCUUCUACACCACGCGGUCAGCCGCGGAGACUGUGGCUCUGCGAAGAACUUAAUCAAGAAGCAGAAGUCAAUAAUGGCCGAGUUGUCCCAGAGAGAGUCCGAGGCGCUCAUCCGAGUUGCGACCGAGUUGGCUAACCCUGAGAGCAUGGUUAAUUUGCUUCUUGAAGCUGGGUUGAAGAUUGAGGCGCGUGUACAGUUAGACAACGUGAAUUAUAAAGUGGAUUCGGAACGGAUAUCCAAAGGCUGGGAGAAGCUCCACGUGGCCGCUGCUUUUGAUCGGACGGAGGAGGUGUUGGAGUUUGUGAAGAUGAAAAAAGCUCGUUCGUUGGAUUGCAGGGACAAUGACGGUAGGACUCCCCUGCAUGUUGCUGUGGGUAAGGGAAAUAUCAAGUGCGCGAGGGUUCUGGUGGAACUCGGUGCGGAUAAGGAUGCUAGGAGCAGGGACGGUCGUACGGCUUUGCAUAGAGCAGCGGUCAAUGGGGAUCGUCGGAUGGUUGAGAUGCUGAUUGAGAUGGGCGCGGACCCCACAAUUGCUAAUGAUCGUGGAUGUACGCCGCUUGAUAUUGCCCGUGAUAAAGGACACAAGAAAGUGUCGGAAAUUCUGGAGAGAGGAGAUUUGGUGAUAACAGCAGCAAGAAAGGGGGACCUGGAGAAUCUACAAUGGCUAUUGCAAAAAGGAGCAACCAUAAAGCACAGGGACGAGUACGGUUUCACAGCCUUGCAUGCUGCAGCCAUUGAAGGCCACAAGGAUGUGGUACAGAAGCUGAUUGAAUCUGGGUCGGACUUUGAAUCCCAAGACAGAGAAGGUCAUACACCAUUGCAUUUGGCUGUGGUUGCUGGAAGCUUAGAGACUGUUGAGGUUUUAGUAAAUGAAGGUGCUGAUAUCAAUGUCAAUACCAAGUUCAGGGCUACACCUCUGCACAUGGCCACAAUUCUUGGAUACGAUGACAUUGCAGAGUUUCUCAUUAGCAGGGGAGGCUUUUCUUCUCUGUGAAAUUAACAUUAUUAUUAUUAUUUUUCUAAUUUUUUAUUAUCGAUAAUUUUUCUGUCGUUAAAGAACGUAAGGUGACAGAAUAUCUUAGCUUAGCGAUAAUUUUAUCAUAAAAUUGGAUUCUAGUCUACCAAUAAAAAAAUUAUUCUUUUUUAAAAA
This is a messenger RNA of Ziziphus jujuba (common jujube), 1611 nucleotides long. RefSeq names its product protein VAPYRIN-like. Gene Ontology annotation, molecular function: protein binding. The record is from RefSeq and is a predicted model, not a curated record. The transcript has 2 exons. Bases 64 to 1455 code for a protein of 463 amino acids. NCBI's taxonomy places the organism in Eukaryota, Viridiplantae, Streptophyta, Magnoliopsida, Rosales, Rhamnaceae.